This is a messenger RNA of Ilex paraguariensis (yerba mate), 1256 nucleotides long. The record is from the annotation of a GenBank genome assembly. NCBI's taxonomy places the organism in Eukaryota, Viridiplantae, Streptophyta, Magnoliopsida, Aquifoliales, Aquifoliaceae.
UUCAGCCCUAUCAGAAAGAUGUUUGAUCCAUUUGUCAAGUCGAAGUCUGAGAGAAGUCCUUUGGCUUCUGCUAUCGAAGCUAGUGAAGUAACAUCAACUAGCAUAGAUGGAAUGGUCAGGAGCAAAACAUUUCAGAAAUCUGUCCCAUAUGAUUUCUCAAAUACAGCUUGGCGUAUGGAAUGUAAUUCGCGGUUCGUCCAGAAGGAGCAACAUAAUUCAAUUUUGCUGUGUUCGCCAGCUCAGUUACAUGGCCUUCUUAAGCUGGACAAUGAACUUGGGGUGCCAUCUUUUGAAUUCACUGUGAAGUCUUUUGAAGAAGUUUUUGUGGUGAAGACAUGGAAAGUGGAAAUUUGUAAUCGGAUGUAUACCUUUCAGUCUAUUCACAAUAAUAGAAAGAGUAGUGCUAUUGGAUUGGGAUUGAAAGAAAACAAAAAGCAUCUCCUAUGGUGGGACAGAUGCAAGUUUCCUGUUAUUUAUGCACAGAACAUAAAGGUGCCAGAGCGCUUGACAACUCCAUGAUGACAGAGUUUGUGUUGUAUGAUACUGCACAUGCAAGAACUAGUGUCGCUCCUCAAGAUAAAACUAACUAUUCACAUGAUUUAGCUAAAACUUCCAUGAUUUUUGAUGAAAGUUUGUUUGAGGGAACCUGCAAGUUUGAUGAGGUCUCAUAUAACACAAAGCUUAAAGGAGAACUGAAGCAUGCUUCUGACAUUAGCCAUUUUGAUUCAACAACUUUUCAUCCUUUGGCAGCAGCAAAGUUGCAUCGGAACCUUGAAAUUGCAGCAAUCGUUAUACAAGCCCCAUUUGGGAAAAGAGAAAGCUUGAAACGCAAAGGAGGGGAUCAGAAAACUGAUCAACUACUUCCAAACUUGUUUGAUUUCUCUGGGGUCGAUCAGAAAAAGGAAAGCAUCCCUGAUUGCUUGUCAAAGGUGAAUGCCGUGAUCCCUUCUGGAAUUCAUAGUUUGCCAAGUAAUGAAAGUCAUGGCCCUUCUCCAUUGCUAGAUCGAUGGAGAUUGUGUGGAGGCUGUGACUGUGAAGUCUGGGACAUGGCAUGCCCCCUUACUGUUAUUGGCAAUCCCAAUAUCCAGAGUGCUGAAAGUCAUCUGCAAAUGGAGAAUCAGCAGCCUUUGGUACUUGUUCAGGGAAGUAAAGAGAAUACACCAGCAUUGAUCAUAACAGUUAUUGAGGAUAGACAGUCUGCAGUUGCCUUCCAUGCAAAGUUAUCCACAUUACACAAGCAUUCUCCAUUUUUGUAG